Photinus pyralis (common eastern firefly) is the source of this 1308-nucleotide messenger RNA. Its product is annotated as serine protease HTRA2, mitochondrial-like. The transcript has 3 exons. Gene Ontology annotation, biological process: proteolysis; positive regulation of apoptotic process; programmed cell death. The record is from RefSeq and is a predicted model, not a curated record. Bases 81 to 1286 code for a protein of 401 amino acids. NCBI's taxonomy places the organism in Eukaryota, Metazoa, Arthropoda, Insecta, Coleoptera, Lampyridae. Gene Ontology annotation, molecular function: protein binding; serine-type endopeptidase activity.
CAAAAAACAAAAAUAACAUAACCUUGUUUUUGUUUGUUUAAUUGUUUAGAAAUCUUUUUUAAAACACCAACUUAAAUUAAAUGUCUUUUUUAUUAAAAACCGUUACAAAUACGCUUAUGCGAAGUAAUUUCAGAAGUGUCCUAAAUAAAAAUAUAAAAUGCACAUAUUUACUAUUUGACACUACUUUUACCAAGAACGAGAAUCAAAAAUCGACCAACAACAGCCUUAUGUAUGGGGUGGCCAUUGCGUCAACAUGGAUAGCAUACAAACUCUUCAAAAGUGGAAACAUAGUACCAACUGUUGAGGCGAGUACUGACCGAAGGAAUCAGUAUAAUUUCAUAGCUGAUGUUGUAGAAACUUGUUCCGAAGCUGUCGUUUACAUUGAAAUUAAAGAUGCCAGAAGGGUGGAUUUCUUUACAGGAAAACCUAUGACAAUUUCGAACGGUUCCGGAUUUAUAAUUAAAUCGGACGGGUUAAUUGUUACGAACGCACAUGUAGUUACUAACAAACCACAAGCGAAGGUGGAAGUACGCCUAUCUAACGGUACCGUUUACCACGGUAUGGUUGAAGAUAUCGAUUUGCGCAGCGAUUUAGCUACAGUACGUAUCCAAGCAAAGAAUUUACCCAUAAUGAAAUUGGGCGACUCUGGACUCUUACGACCUGGUGAAUUUGUGGUCGCGAUCGGUAGUCCCUUGUCUCUAAGUAACACUGUUACUUCUGGAGUGAUAAGUUCCACCCAGAGAGGUUCUGCCGAAUUAGGAUUGCGAGACAAAAACAUGGUUUAUAUACAAACAGAUGCUGCAAUUACGUUCGGAAAUUCGGGUGGACCGCUUGUUAAUCUCAACGGUGAAGCUAUAGGUGUCAACAGUAUGAAAGUGACGUCUGGUAUAUCAUUUGCAAUACCGAUAAAUUAUGUCAAAGACUUCCUAAAAACAGUACGUUCAAAUCAAACAUCACAAACAGAGAAUGUAAAACGAAAGUAUAUGGGAAUCACUAUGCUAACGUUAACGGAUCAAAUUAUUUACGAGCUGCAUCAACGUGAUCAAUUCAUUCCCCCAAGUAUCACGCAUGGGGUUUUGGUUUGGAAAGUUAUCGUAGGAUCGCCAGCACAUAGUGGUGGACUGCAACCAGGAGAUAUCGUCACUGAUAUUAAUAGUGAGCCUAUUAAAAGUGCCAAUGACGUCUAUGCCAUUCUUGCUAAAGAAAAAUCUGCGAAAUUAAACAUGACAGUGGUUAGAUCUGGAAAAUCUCUUAAUAUUUCUAUUACUCCAGAAGAUGUUAACUAACAAUAAAAAUUGUUUGAAGUAA